Messenger RNA from Sphaerodactylus townsendi, 5702 nucleotides. It is a transcript of the gene ADGRB2, whose product is annotated as adhesion G protein-coupled receptor B2. The record is from RefSeq and is a predicted model, not a curated record. Gene Ontology annotation, cellular component: plasma membrane. The transcript has 30 exons. Bases 516 to 4925 code for a protein of 1469 amino acids. Gene Ontology annotation, molecular function: G protein-coupled receptor activity. Gene Ontology annotation, biological process: G protein-coupled receptor signaling pathway; cell surface receptor signaling pathway; negative regulation of angiogenesis. NCBI's taxonomy places the organism in Eukaryota, Metazoa, Chordata, Lepidosauria, Squamata, Sphaerodactylidae.
GCUCUGCUGCCAGGCGAAGCGGCGGCGGCGGCGGAGAGAAGCAGCCCCGGGCCCGGGAGCGCGCGCCCGCCUCGCCUCGCCUGCCCGCCGGUGCCGGGGGGAGGAUGCCAGCCGGCUGCGGCGCGCGCUCGGCAAAGCUCCGUCGUCGUCUGCAGCAGCAGCAGUGGCAACAGCCCCGGCACGCGGAGGCGCUGGCGCGAUAGUGCCAGGGACGCAGCAUCAGCAAGCCCGGGAGGGGGGAGGCGCCCCCCUCCUUUAAUUUGGGGGGAGGGCUUUUUUAGGAAAAGGGUUUUUCCCCCUCCCUUGCGUUUUACCAGCGGAGGACCCGCGUCGGUGCUGCCACUCCAAGAGCUUUUUUGUGCGAAGAUAAAGACUCUUGCCCCCCUCUUCUUCCACCUGCCCCCUUUUUUAACCCCCCCCCCUCCCCAAGGGAUGGCAAACUUCGGCUGGCUGGCUGCCUCGUCUUGGAAAAUCUUAAAGUCCUGCUGAACAAAGAUCAGGGCAAAUGUCAUAGGAUGAACCCUGCUGGACCACUCUUACUGUCUGUGAUAUCGUGUCUCCUGUGGCUGUCCCAGGCCUUCGACCCAGCUCCCAGCGCCUGCUCCGCCUUGGCCUCCGGGGUCCUCUACGGCUCGUUUUCCCUGAAGGACCUCUUUCCCACUGUCUCCACCGGCUGCUCGUGGACCCUGGAGAACCCGGACCCGACCAAAUACUCCUUGUACCUCAGGUUCAACCGGGAAGAACAGGUGUGCACCCACUACUCGCCCAUGGUUCUGCCACUGGAUCAUUACCUCUCCAAUGAUACCUGCAGCCAGCCAGAAGUGACGUCCCUGCCUCGAGAGGACGAGGAGGAGGAAGAAGGGGAUGUCAGGUUGGAGCUUUGCCAAGGGGGAGGCCCGUUCACCUUUUUUCAUUUUGACAAGAACUUUGUCCAGCUGUGCCUGGCAGAAGAGCCUGAGGCAGCCACCCGCUUGCUGCCUCCGGAGGCCGUGGAGUUCCGCUUUGUGGAAGUCCUCCUGAUCAACAACAACAACUCGAGCCAGUUCACCUGCAGCAUCUUGUGCCGCUGGCUGGAGGAGUGCCUCCGUCUUGGCACUGGUCAGCCCUGUGGCCUCUCACAAACAGGCUGCGUUUGCCAGCCCCCUCAACCGCUUCCUGCCCCUCCGCAGCAGAACCAGACGCUCUCCAAUGCUCUGACUCCUUCCGCUCCCAGCGGCAGCAGCAACAGUGAGUGCUGCGUGACUGAAUUGCAUUCUGGGAAUGCGAAUGAUGUAUACGCUCCAGUGAUUAAAUAUGGUGAUGCCGUGCAUGAAGAUCAGAAGGUGAAGACUCAGUGGCCACGGUCAGCGGAUGAGCCGGGAGUGUAUAUGGCACAAACAGGAGACCCUGCAGCAGAAGAGUGGUCCCAGUGGAGCGUAUGCUCCCUGACCUGUGGGCAAGGCACUCAGGUGCGGACCCGUUCCUGCGUCUCAUCGCCUUAUGGAACACUGUGCAGUGGGUUGUUGCGGGAGACACGGCUAUGUAAUAAUACUGCCACUUGCCCAGUUCAUGGCCUGCGGGAGGAAUGGUCCCCCUGGAGUCUGUGCUCGAUGACUUGCGGGCGAGGGUCCCGGAUCAGAAUGCGGCACUGCGUCUCUCCCCGGCACGGCAGGAAGGCCUGCGAGGGGCCUGAGGUGCAGACUAAGCCCUGCAAUAUCGCUCUCUGCCCUGUGGAAGGCCAGUGGCUGAGCUGGGGAUCCUGGAGCCGCUGCUCUGUGUCGUGUUCCAACGGGACUCAGCAGCGCACCCGCAAGUGCAGCGUCUCGGCUCAUGGCUGGGCAGAGUGCAAAGGGGCUCAUGCCGACGCCAGGGAGUGUUACAACCCUGAAUGUCCAGUGGACAGCACAUGGGGCCCAUGGAACCACUGGAGUUUGUGCUCCAAGACGUGCGACACAGGCUGGCAGAGACGCUUCCGCAUGUGUCAAGGGACAGGCGUGCAAGGCUACCCGUGCGAGGGCAGCGGGGAGGAAGUCAGGACGUGCAACGAGAAGAAAUGCCCAGCAUACCACGAGAUGUGCAAGGAGGAAUACGUCACGCUCAUGACUUGGAAGAAAGCCGCGGCUGGUGAAAUAGUCUACAACAAAUGCCCAGCCAAUGCCACAGGAUCUGCCAGUCGCCGGUGCCUGCUCAACUCCCAGGGUGUGGCUUAUUGGAGUGCACCCAGCUUUGCACGCUGCAUUUCCCACGAAUACCGAUACUUACAUCUCUCACUCCGAGAACACCUGGCCAAGGGGCAGCGCAUGCUGGCUGGAGAAGGCAUGUCUCAAGUGGUCCGUGGGCUGUUGGAGCUCGUGGCACGCAAGACCUACUACAGCGGGGACCUGCUGUUCUCUGUGGAGAUCCUGCGCAAUGUCACAGACACUUACAAGAGAGCGACCUACAUCCCCUCUGCAGAUGACGUGCAGCGGUUCUUCCAAGUUGUCAGCUACAUGGUGGAUGCAGAAAACAGGGACAAGUGGGAGGAUGCUCAACAGGUCUUGCCUGGCUCUGUCCUUCUCAUGAAGGUGGUUGAGGAUUUCAUCCAUCUGGUGGGAGACGCACUCAAAGCCUUCCAGAGUUCACUCAUUGUCACAGACAAUUUGGUAAUCAGCAUCCAGAGAGAACCAGUUUCAGCUGUCUCCAGUGACAUCAAUUUCCCCAUGAAAGGUCGCCGGGGAAUGAAGGACUGGGCACGACACUCGGAGGACAAGAUCUUCAUCCCCAAGGAAGUGCUGAGCCUCUCAUCCUCAGAAAUGGACGAAUCAGCCUAUUUUGUGAUCGGUGCUAUCUUGUAUCGUACGCUGGGAUUGAUCCUGCCUCCUCCUCGAAGUCCCUUGGCUGUCAUGUCCAGAGUUCUUACGGUGACAGUGAGGCCACCAACCAAAGCUAUGGAACCCUUGAUUGCUGUGGAAUUGUCCCACAUCUUCAAUGGCACCUCGCAUCCACAGUGUGUGACUUGGGAGUACACCAAAGCGGAGGUUGGCUCUGGGAACUGGGACACAGAGAGCUGCCAGACGGUGGAAACUCUCUCGGCUCACACCAAAUGCCAGUGCAACCAGCUCUCCACCUUUGCAGUGAUAGCUCAGCUGCCCAAAGAUCUGGCCAUGGACUCCAUCGGUUCCCCUUCUGUCCCACUCAUGAUCGGUUGCGCCGUUUCCUGUAUGGCUCUGCUGACCCUGUUGGUGAUCUACGCCGCGUUUUGGAGGUUUAUUAAGUCGGAACGGUCGAUUAUACUCCUGAAUUUCUGCGUCUCCAUUUUGGCUUCCAACGUACUGAUCCUGGUGGGGCAGUCGCAGAUGCUCAGUAAGGGUGUCUGCACUAUGACAGCUGCUUUUCUCCAUUUCUUCUUCCUCUCUUCCUUCUGCUGGGUGCUGACCGAGGCCUGGCAAUCUUACUUGGCUGUGAUUGGCAGGAUCCGGACACGCCUCGUCCGUAAACGCUUUCUCUGCCUCGGGUGGGGAUUGCCAGCCUUGGUGGUUGCUGUCUCUGUCGGCUUUACUCGGACCAAAGGAUACGGAACAUCCAGCUACUGCUGGCUGUCCCUCGAGGGGGGGUUGCUGUAUGCCUUCGUUGGCCCGGCUGCUGUGAUCGUUCUGGUCAACAUGUUGAUUGGAAUCAUUGUAUUCAACAAGCUCAUGUCCCGAGACGGCAUCUCGGACAAGUCCAAGAAGCAGCGGGCAGGCAAAACCACAGUUGACUGUAACCCAGUGACCCGAAGGUUGCCUUGCCUCUCCCAGGUGCAAGAUGUGGUGAAGUGCCAGAUUGGAGUUUGCAAGAGCGAUGAGAACGAGAACUCUCCCGAUUCAUGCAAGAAUGGGCAGGUCCAAAUCAUGACAGAUUUUGAAAAGGAUGUUGACCUGGCGUGUCAGACAGUCCUCUUCAAAGAGGUUAACACAUGCAACCCGGCCACCAUCACGAGCACCUUGUCACGCAUCUCCCUGGACGGGGACGAAGAUCCUAAGCUCAACUCCAGCUCCGAGGGUGGCUUGGGCUUCUCCACCCUCCCUGGGAAUAUCCCGCCCACUUCGAUCCUAGUCCAGGUGCCCAAAAUGACUCACAACAUGGUGAAGGGUCUGAACGAACUCAACGACCCGCCCACCAAGAAGGACAUCAAUGUGGAUGCUGCACGGGGACCCGUCUACAUGUGCGGCGAGAGCAAUCUGCGGCAACUGGACUACGGCUGGCUACGGCCACAAGAGGCGGCCAUGGAGAGCAACUACAUGGUGUUGCCCCGGCGGACAGUGAGCCUUAAGCCCUUCACCAGGGAGGAGGGCAAGCUCAACAUCAAACUGGACGAAGCGCCAGGCCUGACCAAGGUCCGUCAUAUGAUGGAGUCCGAGGCCUACCCCUCCUUUGCCUCAGUAGACCACAUCAAUGUGAACUUGAACCAACCCUACGGGACAAUCAAGCACCCAUACGGCCUCCAGUUCAAGCAGCAGCCCACAGUGCGGCAGAUCUUGGCCUCGGAGAUGUCAGAGCGCAGCCGCACCAUGCCCCGCACGGUCCCAGGUUCCGCCAUGAAAGUGGGCUCCCUGGAGAGGAAAAGGCUACGGUAUUCCGACCUGGACUUUGAGGUUAUGCACACAAGAAAACGCCACUCUGAACUGUACCAUGAGUUGAACCAGAAGUUUCACACAUUGGACCGAUAUCGAGCACCAGCAACCAAUGCCUCAAAGAGAGAGAAGCGGUGGAGUGUCUCUUCAGGGAGCGGGGAAAAGAACGUGGCCAGUCAGGAGGCAGACAGCCGGCAGCAGAAGCAAAAGUCGUGGAGCACCUUCAAGGCCAUGACGCUAAGCUCCCUGCCCUCCCGGCAUCGCGAGAAGCUGGAGCUACAUUCCGCUGCUGACUGGGAAAAGCACUGUAUGAGCCUGGAUCUGACCGAGGGGGACUUCCAGACAGAAGUGUGAGCCUUGUGGACUCUGGGAUCUAGCCACCUAUAAAUAUAUAUAUAUAUUAUAAAUAUAAAUAUAUAUAUAUUUUCACACCUUGGAAAAAGAAGGAGACCAAAACAACAAGACAGUUCCUUCCCCUUCUGGUGGUUUUAUUGGGCUUUUUUGGACACCCCUUUAGUCGCUCCUCUGGGGCGGGGAGAGGCAGUGGAAGAUGCCCCCCCCCCACAACUUUCACACAAAUAUGGCCACACACACCUCACACACACGUGCCCCCAUCCCCAGAAGUGAUAAUAGGUGCUGGCUUUUUCCUUCUUCCACCUCCUGUUGUCCUGCUGUUCCCACAGUGACUCACCACCAAGACACAAAAGCGCUCACACAAUCACACGCUCAAGGCUCUCUCCAAUUCACCCACCCACAGGACUUGGCAGAGGGGGAGACCUUUUUCCUCUCGGGGUGGUGAGGUGGGAGGAGCCGCCCUGAACUCUUUUCUAUCUGGGUAUUUCUUCACGCCAUGCACUGUGUGCACGGCCGGCAGUCUGGGACCGAAGUCGCCGCCCCACGUCUCCCCUUUGAGACAUUUCCCUGGCAUCGUUCUUCUUUCACCUCCAGCUCUUCCUGCCCGAACGGUGGGGGAGGAGACCCUGCACCUUCUUCGACCAGUUCCACACAGGCCGGAUCUGAGUCUCCCGUCUCCCUGCAACACACACCCUUCCCCCGUCUUCCUCCCCACCCCCUCCCAGGCCGGGCGGGCGCUGUGUUUGUUGGAAAUAAAAAUUCACGCUGUGAACCUUU